GCCGAACUCUCACUGUAGGAUUUGUAGGUGUUCGAUUUGUUUUGGAAGGAGCUUUCUUUAUAGUGUAGCUUCCUGGCUCAGUGGUCGAUUUUGGCUGUAAACCCAGUACCACUACGACAACAUCUCUUAGCAAGUGGCCCCUUCUCUGGGGCACCAUCAAAAUAGGACUAGUGCCCCUGGCAACUAAAGACGUGUUCGCUCAUUGGCGCCAGCCGUGACGGUGAAACGUUGGCCAAUGUGGCAAUCAAGUUGGCUGCAGAUUUUGGGACUUGGUUUUACGGGAACAUGCAAAUGUGAAUAAGAAAGGGAUCUAUGAUGAAGCACUCAGUAACUUCUUUAGAAAUGUGGAUACAAGAUCUAUGAAUGGAGAUGAUAUAAAUCUUUCCAAAGGAAUAAUUCGAUCUCUCAAAGCUCGGGCAGUACUCAUUGAUAUGGAAGAAGGUGUCGUUAAUGAAUUACUUCAGGGUCCACUGAGGGAUGUUUUUGACAGUAAACAACUUAUAACAGACGUAUCUGGUUCUGGUAAUAAUUGGGCAGUUGGGUAUAAACAAUAUGGUUGUCAAUAUCGUGACCAAAUUCUAGGUGUACUCCGAAAAACAGCUGAACACUGUGAUUCUUUGCAAUGUUUUUUUUUAAUUCACUCAAUGGGUGGAGGGACUGGUUCCGGUCUGGGUACCUUUGUGCUAAGCCUUUUAGAGGACGAGUUUCCAGAAGUCUACAGAUUUGUUACUUCUGUCUACCCUUCUGCUGAGGAUGAUGUUAUUACUUCACCUUACAACAGUGUUCUUGCCAUGAAAGAGCUGACUGAGCAUGCAGAUUGUGUCUUACCUAUUGAAAACCAGUCCUUGAUUGACAUUGUCAACAAAAUCAAUCAGAUGGUCAAUUCUGGUAAAUUAGCAUCUGCAAUAAAACUGCAAAGCACACUGAUUUCUGGUCACAGUGAAGUCAAACAGCAGGAGAAACCAUUUGAUGCUAUGAACAAUAUUGUAGCUAACUUGCUGCUCAAUUUGACCAGUUCUGCCAGAUUUGAAGGAUCCCUCAAUAUGGAUCUUAAUGAGAUCACCAUGAAUCUGGUUCCAUUUCCACGGCUGCAUUACCUUGUUUCUAGUCUAACUCCUUUAUACACCCUGGCUGAUGUAAACAUCCCCAUAAGAAGGUUGGAUCAGAUGUUCACCGAUGCUUUUAGUAAGGAUCACCAGUUGAUGCAUGCUGACCCAAAACGUAACCUAUACCUAGCCUGUGCACUGAUGGUCCGGGGAAAUGUUCAGAUUUCUGAUCUUAGAAGAAACAUUGAGAGGUUAAAACCUUCUCUCCAAUUUGUCUCGUGGAAUCAGGAAGGUUGGAAAACAAGUCUCUGUUCGAUACCUCCAGUGGGUCACACUCACUCCUUAUUGGCACUAGCCAAUAAUACCUGUGUUAGAACUACUUUCAUAGAUCUAAAGGAUCGAUUUGUAAAACUUUACAAAAAAAAGGCUCACAUUCACCACUACCUUCAUGUGGAUGGAAUGGAACAAAGCUGCUUCACAGAAGCAAACAAUUCUUUAUCGUCUCUAAUAGAAGAGUACAACCAAUUGGAUGCUACUAAAGGACUAACAGUCACUAAUGUGCCUCGUCUUUCCAUUGCGGUGUAAAAUAUAUUGUGAAAAUAAAGGCUGUUAGACCCAUAUUAGGAUAUUAAGAGCAUCAGCAUUAGUUUAAUCUUAUAUAAUAUUGAAAUAAUCAAGUGCCUAGUUAUAAACCUCAGAAGCAUGUAAAAAGUAGCCUAUGUUGCUCAAGGCCUGAAAGAUCUUGCACAACAUGGCCUGUGCCAGGCGUAAAGAUAUAAAGUGUGUCCAGUUGCAAGAUUCUGAAUGUGUGUUUUCAAUAUUUCUGAACAACUACAAUAUUUAUUUUAAUAAAAUUACAUUGUUCCUGU
This is a messenger RNA of Carcharodon carcharias (great white shark), 1915 nucleotides long. RefSeq names its product tubulin, epsilon 1 (gene tube1). Gene Ontology annotation, cellular component: microtubule; cytoplasm. The transcript is spliced from 12 exons. The coding region runs from base 360 to 1631 and encodes 423 amino acids. Gene Ontology annotation, molecular function: GTP binding; structural constituent of cytoskeleton. Gene Ontology annotation, biological process: mitotic cell cycle; microtubule cytoskeleton organization. The record is from RefSeq and is a predicted model, not a curated record. Lineage: Eukaryota; Metazoa; Chordata; Chondrichthyes; Lamniformes; Lamnidae.